AUGUCUACUUCAUGCACCGAGGCACCACGCCGACACACCUAUCGUGUUGGCAAAUGGCGUCCCGAAGAUGCAGAAGUUUUGAAGAACCCCGUCAUCCAAGAGCUCGCCGAGUUAAUCGAGGGCGAAUCUAUCCUCUUUAUGCUCUUUAACCUGAUGUUUACCCAGGUCCCAAACAAACCUCCUUACAAUCUAGACCCAAACAACGACCCGCAAGUCCACUACAAGCCGGAAGGCUUGGUUGGCUUCCCUAUCAACGCCAUCCUGGAUUGGCCCAUGGGCACUCCUGCUGGCUUCGAAGCGUUCCAUAAUCCCAAAGUCAACGCACAGUUCAAGAAGAUGUUGGCUGUGUGGGCAACCUAUUUUACAUCCCCCGCAUCGGCCAGCGUUCUUAAUACGAGCGAGGAUGGCUGGUUUGGCCCAGAGGCCGAGAAAGAAUCUGUGCUACAGAAUUUCGCUGCCACCUUUGUUUGCGACCCCACGAAGGAAUACCACGGCUACGUGUCAUGGGACGACUUCUUCACUAGACUAUUCCGUCCGGGCGUUAAGCCCGUGCUACAGCCGGACGACGAUAGAUUUAUCUGCAGCGCAUGCGGAUCGGGGCCAUACGCCUUCACGAAGAAUAUCCAGGCACGUGAUCCUUUCUGGAUCAAGGGCCAGCCAUAUUCAGUCACCGAUAUGCUGUCAGGGCCAGAUGCCUCUCCCUACGCCUCGCAAUUCGUUGGUGGAACCGUCUACCAGGCCUUCCUCAGCGCCCUGUCCUAUCACCGCUGGCACAGUCCCGUCAACGGUACGGUGGUCAAAACCUGCAUCAUUGAGGGGACAUAUUACUCGGAGAGGAUCCAGCACUGGCCGCCCCCAAGCAGUACAAGGACGGGGCCAGAGCCGGCGGCGCCAAACCUGUCCCAGGGCUAUCUCACCGAGGUUGCCACUAGUGGUCUCAUCUUCAUUCAAGCGGACAAUCCAGAUAUUGGAUUGAUGUGUUUCAUGGCUGUGGGCAUGGCGGAAGUAUCGACGUGCGAUAUUCAGGUCGCUCCGGGUGACAAGAUGGUGAAAGGUCAGGAGAUGGGAAUGUUCCAUUUCGGAGGAUCGUCACAUUGUUUGAUCUUCCGCGGCGGAGUGAAUGUCAUUUCAAACCUUCCCGAGACACCAGGCCCAGACUCCUCACCUCUCGCACUCAGUUCGGCCAUCCUCUUCGUCCCCUCUGCCACUGACGGACAGUAA
This is a messenger RNA of Morchella sextelata, 1221 nucleotides long. RefSeq lists its product as uncharacterized. Gene Ontology annotation, biological process: phosphatidylethanolamine biosynthetic process. Gene Ontology annotation, molecular function: phosphatidylserine decarboxylase activity. The record is from RefSeq and is a predicted model, not a curated record. Lineage: Eukaryota; Fungi; Ascomycota; Pezizomycetes; Pezizales; Morchellaceae. The coding region runs from base 1 to 1221 and encodes 406 amino acids. Gene Ontology annotation, cellular component: mitochondrion. The transcript is spliced from 3 exons.